AUGGCACGGCGUCCUGCUGCACUGCCACUGCUGAUCCUGGGUUUGGUGGCGUACAACCUCUCACAGUUCGCGCCUGGAUUUGUGUCGCCUGUGCUAGGCCGCAGCCGGGCACCAGUUGUUUCCCGUCUGGCAGAGCCAGAGGUGGUGGAUGUGGAGGUCUCGGAGUUAGUGAAGCUCGAAGAGGACAUCGAGGCGCAGAUUCAGGAGGCUGAGAAGAAUGAGGACCAGUCGAAAAUGACACGGCUCAGCCGCUUGUUGGUGCUAACGCGAAGCAGCGCUGCAGCUACCGCAUGGCAAACCACCAAGGAGCUGAAGUCCAAGGUGGGCACCAGCAUGGCGGGUGCCAUUCGCGAGUUCGUGGGCAAGGAGGACUACGACAUCAACGAUGUGGCCACGAAAGUCGAGGAGCGUGUUAGUUCGGCUGUGACGAACCUGGAAAACGUGUACCUCACUGCAGACGCAGCCAAAUCGGCGCCGGAGGGCACUACUCCUAUCAUCCUCUCCGAUGUGGUUAGGCCAGUGGCCGGCCAGAUGAAGGAGGCUGGCAAGGAGGCAGUGCUUGCCUUUACCGGCAAGGAGGACUACAAGUUUGGGGACAUUAGCAAAGAGGCCGCCAGCCGCGCGAAGACGGCAGUGGCCAACUUGCUUGGCCAGGAAGAGUACAAGUUCGGGGAUGUUACCAAGCAGGCGGUCAACAAAGCCAUGGAUGCCGUUUCGAGCUUUACUGGAAAGGAGGAUUACAAGUUCGGAGACAUUACCAAGUCCCUGCUGAGGAAGGCGCUGGAUUAUUUGGAAAGCGACGAUGAGAAGGAGAAGAAGUGA
Messenger RNA from Effrenium voratum, 822 nucleotides. NCBI's taxonomy places the organism in Eukaryota, Dinophyceae, Suessiales, Symbiodiniaceae. The record is from the annotation of a GenBank genome assembly.